Phaethon lepturus (White-tailed tropicbird) is the source of this 1167-nucleotide messenger RNA. RefSeq names its product endoplasmic reticulum aminopeptidase 1-like. The annotation marks the transcript as partial. The transcript has 9 exons. NCBI's taxonomy places the organism in Eukaryota, Metazoa, Chordata, Aves, Phaethontiformes, Phaethontidae. Gene Ontology annotation, biological process: peptide catabolic process; proteolysis. Gene Ontology annotation, cellular component: cytoplasm. The record is from RefSeq and is a predicted model, not a curated record. Gene Ontology annotation, molecular function: zinc ion binding; peptide binding; metalloaminopeptidase activity.
GGUGCUUGCAGCCACCCAGUUUGAGCCGACAGCUGCGCGAAUGGCCUUCCCGUGUUUUGAUGAACCAGCCUUCAAAGCCAGGUUUUCAAUAAAGAUUCGGAGGGAACCAAAGCACCUUGCACUGUCCAAUAUGCCAAUUGUGAAGUCUGUGGCUAUAAGUCCCUGGCUUGUUGAGGACAAUUUUGAUACCACUGUGAAGAUGAGUACAUACCUCGUGGCCUUUAUUGUUUCAGAUUUUAAAUCCAUCAGCAAAAUAACCCGUCAUGGAGUUAAGAUUUCCGUGUACACGGUGCCAGACAAGAUCAACCAAGCUGACUAUGCGUUAGAUGCAGCGGUGAAACUUUUAGACUUCUAUGAGGAUUAUUUCAGCAUUCCGUAUCCUCUACCUAAACAAGAUUUAGCAGCUAUUCCUGAUUUUCAGUCUGGUGCUAUGGAAAACUGGGGACUGACCACAUACCGGGAAUCUGCAUUGCUGUACGACCCUGAAAAGUCCUCAGCAUCUUCCAAACUUUGGACUACUAUGGUGAUAGCCCAUGAGCUGGCUCAUCAGUGGUUUGGCAACCUCGUUACCAUGGAGUGGUGGAAUGAUCUGUGGUUAAAUGAAGGAUUUGCAAAGUUCAUGGAGUUUGUGUCAGUCAGUGUUACCCAUGCUGAACUGAGAGUUGAAGAUUAUGUCUUAAGGAGAUGUUUUGAUGCCAUGGCAGUGGAUGCAUUAAAUUCAUCACAUCCUAUAUCUAAUCCUGUGGAACAUCCAGCUCAAAUUUUAGAAAUGUUUGAUAAUGUUUCUUAUGAGAAGGGAUCUUGUUUAUUAAAUAUGCUGAGGGACUACCUGACUGCUGAUGUGUUUAAAGCUGGAGUUGUGCAGUACCUGCAGAAAUACAGCUAUCAGAAUACAAAAAAUGAAGAUUUGUGGAACAGCAUCACAAAUAUUUGCCCUACAGUCACUGACAAAAGUGACCUACAAGGUGAUGGUUUUUGCAGAAGAAGCCAACAGUCAUCUUCAAAUGCACACUGGACUAACAGAAAGACUCUUGAUGUGAGAGCAAUGAUGGACACUUGGACACUGCAGAAAGGUUUUCCCGUGGUAACUGUCACAGUGAGAGGGAAGAACAUCCACCUGCAGCAGGAGCGCUACGUGAAGGGAGUAGAUUCUUCUUCAUCCACAGG